Molecule: messenger RNA, 2028 nt
Organism: Mycosarcoma maydis (corn smut)
Lineage: Eukaryota; Fungi; Basidiomycota; Ustilaginomycetes; Ustilaginales
Product: capsule-associated protein-like protein
Exons: 1
Coding region: 1-2028 (675 amino acids)
Source: RefSeq, a predicted model, not a curated record
AUGCAAUAUCUCGCCAGGAUGAGCAGAUACACAGACGGCACGCGCACGCCCACUGACUCGGAGAAAAAGUCGUUCUCGUCCACACUGUCGACAUCGAGCUACCCUCCUUCACCUAGCUACGUCGCAGGAGAUCCUGCAUGGGCACGCCCUUUGGGAGGAGGCCAGUCGCUUCGUCAGCGCGUGUUUGACCUCUUCGGAUCGAACCCUUCGACGAGCAACUGGCGAGGAUAUACUCGCGCCGCUACCACGCCAUCUGGUGACUUCAAUGCAUACAAGAAUCCACUCUACCGCUCAACUGCCGCUACCAAGUUGCAAGAUUUGUUGCGUGAUCCUGCUCACAAGAGGAUCUUCAAGUUGAUUUGCUUGAUCCUGAUCAUCGGGAUUCCGUGUGCUCUGUUCGCAUCGACGCCUUCUUCCGCAUCGAAUGCCGUCGCGGAGGCCAAACCUGCUACAGAGGUAGCAGAGUAUGCCGGACAGACUGUUUCCUAUCAGGAUGGCCAGUGUCCUCGCAUCCUCGAUGGCGGUGCUGAUGCAAUCGAAUGUCACGUUCGAUUGGCGCAGCGCAAGUUUGACUCGAUGGUCUCGAGACAAUCCCAGACCUACGAGCAGGCAGUAGAACGUUUUGUACAGCAGUACAACCGACAGCCACCUCCUGGUUUCGAAGAUUGGUUCGCGUAUGCAAAGCAAAAUGACGUAGUCAUCAUCGACGAUUACGGCCAGCUCGAGAAGGACCUCGCUCCGCUGCGCAAGAUUCCAGGUCACGUUCUGCGUGCUCGUGUAAAGAACGCACGCAAGACCAACAUGUGGCUUCUGCACCAGUGGGACUUUGCCGAUGGUAACGUCUCCACCUCGGCACCUGCCAACUGGGAGAACGUGAAGGUCUACCGCGAGAUCAUGUCGCCUUUCCUACACAAGCUUCCCAAGUUCAGCGUGCUGCACAGCUGGGACGACUCGCACCGCGUGUGCGGAACCAAACACGGUGCUGAAGAUGUCAAUGACACAAACGUGGUCCAAGUCCAAACCACCGGUAUUCCAGAUACCAGAGAGUACUUGACCACCGGCUGUCCACGCAAUACGGAAACUAGCUCGUCUGUGACAAGCGAUCGCCCCUCGGUCGACAUCUGCACCCACUCGUACGAUUGGUUGACCAAGCACGGCGUCUUUCACACGCACAACGGCUGCUUCAACUCGACGGUUCCUGUGCUCUCGUUGACAAAGGUAUCGAGCUUCCAGGACGUCACCACCGCCUCGUGGUGCUACGGCUCGAGUGGAUACCGUCUUUUUGGCGACAAGAAGGACACGGUGCCCUACUCGGAAAAGAAAUCGAGCCUUUACUGGCGCGGCAGCAACACUGGCUCGAGGCCCGAGGGCAAGUACGCAUACCUUGGACACCGUCAGCGCUUAGUCAUGAUGGGCCAUCAGAUGAAGACCAAGGCGGCCGAACUCGCCGCUCGCGUUAAUACUGUCGACUCGCUUAGCUUCAGCGAAGCCGACUCGAGACGCGUGAAUUUGACCAACAUGCCCAAGACGUUCACAGAGGCGCAGCUUUCGGCGCUCUCGAGACUCGGCAAUGAUUCGAUCGACAUGAACUUUGUCAAGCUGCACGGCUGCGACGCAGACCCCAACUUCUGCCAAGAGUGGAAGGCCACGAUCCCGCUCGCGGCGCAUCAGCCUUCGUCCGAGGCGUUCAAGAACAAAUUCUUGAUGGAUCUCGACGGUAACUCGAUGUCGUGCCGCUUUUACCGGCUUCUCGACAGCAACAGCCUCGUGUUCAAGCAGACCAUCUACGUCGAAUGGCACGACGACCGCAUCGUUCCGUGGCUCCACUACGUUCCCGUCUCCAGAGGCAUGGAGGAGCUGCCCAUCUUGAUCGAUUUCUUCGCCAACCAUGCCAAAGGCCGCGAGCUGGGAGAAAUGAUUGCAAACGCAUCAAAAGAAUGGGCUGCAUCUGCGCUCCGAAAGGUCGAUCUCUCCAUCUACACGUACCGCCAAAUGCUUGAGCUCGCACACAUCAUUGGUCACGACUAG